Molecule: messenger RNA, 420 nt
Organism: Verticillium alfalfae VaMs.102
Lineage: Eukaryota; Fungi; Ascomycota; Sordariomycetes; Glomerellales; Plectosphaerellaceae
Exons: 2
Coding region: 1-420 (139 amino acids)
Source: RefSeq, a predicted model, not a curated record
AUGCCUUCCGCAGCAGCUGGCGAGGUCUCCCACGGCCGUGGCGGCGCCGGCAACAUCCACGCCGACCAGACAAAGUACGUCGACGGCGCCGUCGUGCGGACCGGACCUGAGGGCAGUCACAAUGACGGCGCGUACAGCGUCGGACGCGGUGGCGCUGGAAACAUUGGCGACGUCGGCACCAAGACGUCCGUCGAGGGCCGCGCCGACAAGGACGUCAUCCCGACCGAGGCCUACCGACAGUCGGGCGAGGGCGGCGACUUCCACACCGGCCGCGGCGGCGCCGGCAACGCCUACGAGGCCUCGUCGGCGCGGAACGACGGUGACAUGGACGGCAAGGCUGCGAGCGCCGCCGACCGGGCUUCUGGCGGACCUGUCGGGCUCGCGGACAAGCUGAAGAACAAGCUGUUUGGCAAGAAGUGA